AUGAUCGAAGCCGACGACUUUUGCAUGAACCACCAGAGCAUCGCACCGCUCUUAGCAUGCAUCUGGAAGUACAGCCCCAGUCAUGUUUCUUCGACACCCACAGCAGUCGAAAUGGCUGCCGGCCACCGUUACUGGCUGCCAUGCGGAUGCCUAGCGGAGGAAUGGAUAACCUUCUUCACCUUCGCCGACGGAUGGCUCGACUUAGCGCCGCCUGGAGUGAGGUCGGCCUACGAGGACGACCUGGUCGAUAACUUUGGGGUUUGGCCGAGCUUCGCGAGGAUCAUGCAGGAUGAGACCAGUCUGUCCACCCAUUAUGAUUGGUUUCUGCCAGGAGAGUUAUCUGAUCAACUUGCUCCCAGUGGCUCGCAUUCUCAUCACAUGACCCACUCACAGACCCCACGAGUUGCCGAAAAGACCUCAUACCCCAAGGUCGCCAGAGACCCUUCAAACGCGACUGCGCUCAAAGAUGGAUAUGGUCAGCCUAACUCGGCGCGCCGUAACAUCACAGAAACAACCGGGCUGAGGAGAGGUCUGCUUCUGGGACAACUAUCAGGGACCAGUCCUCGUGCGCUCCGCCAGUCGUCUGCGGCUCCGUUCCAGGCCCUCAUCAAGGUCAGCACUCUGUCGCCCAAUUCUUUCCAAACAGCUAACUACGCACAUGAUACUCAGACACCGGGAAUCUGUAGUCGUUCGAAGAUCUCGUAUCAUUUUAAGGCCGCGGAGGAGUGGCAAAAGGAGUAUCCAGACUUCGUUCCCACCGCCUCCCUUCGCAACGUCAGCAGAGACAGCCUCUUGAAAGGCGAGAACAGGAUACUGCACGACUUCUUCCUCUACAACAUGGGUGAUGGUGUGGCCCAUCCACCUGCUCGACGUCAAGCGCAAAUGUUGACGCGUGUCAUCGAGCACGUUCGAAGGGUCACCGGGGACCGCCACAUUCGUCUGAGUCAAGCUGCGGAGUACGCGAGGCGGUACAACAUUACAGUACCGGUUAAUGAGCAGAUGAACUUCAUGAAUCUAGCCGUGGAGGACCAGUUGCCGUCGCCCGCGAGGCUUUUGGCGAUGAAGGCCGACUACUGGAACAAAUUCGGUGACCAUCCGUAG
Alternaria ventricosa is the source of this 1101-nucleotide messenger RNA. RefSeq lists its product as uncharacterized. The record is from RefSeq and is a predicted model, not a curated record. The transcript has 4 exons. The coding region runs from base 1 to 1101 and encodes 366 amino acids. NCBI's taxonomy places the organism in Eukaryota, Fungi, Ascomycota, Dothideomycetes, Pleosporales, Pleosporaceae.